Messenger RNA from Anopheles moucheti, 1688 nucleotides. RefSeq names its product guanine nucleotide-binding protein subunit gamma-1 (gene Ggamma1). Gene Ontology annotation, cellular component: heterotrimeric G-protein complex. Gene Ontology annotation, molecular function: G-protein beta-subunit binding. Gene Ontology annotation, biological process: G protein-coupled receptor signaling pathway. The transcript has a single exon. The coding region runs from base 263 to 475 and encodes 70 amino acids. The record is from RefSeq and is a predicted model, not a curated record. Lineage: Eukaryota; Metazoa; Arthropoda; Insecta; Diptera; Culicidae.
AACUUUAAGCAAAAAACUAGGAAUGAAACGAUCAUCCAAUUAAAGCUUUCUGGAAUCUCUUCGCACGGCAAAAAGUCAGUAAAGCAGCGAAUUUCACACACCCUAAAAUAACUCGAUCGUAACGAUUGCCUUAUCGUGCGCUGUGUCACUUUCGUGUUGCAUCCAUCUACGGAUUCGGUGUGUUUGAACCAAUUUUCCUGUGUUUCUGUGCGCGGAAGCUACCGUAAAAGCAUUCACCAUAGGGCUAUCGGAGACAGCCGUGAUGGAUAUAAUGGCCUCGAACCUGCAGCAGCAACGAGCAAUCACUGAGCAGCUCCGGCGUGAAGCUGCCAUCCAGCGCAUUACGGUUUCGCAGGCCGUAGCGGACAUCGUGAAGUAUGUGACGGAACAUCAAGCCGAGGAUUGCCUGCUGGUAGGAUUCUCCAGCCAGAAGGUGAACCCGUUCCGCGAGAAGAGCUCCUGCAGUAUCCUGUAAGCUGGGGAGCGCAGAUGCCUCCCGUCCAUCACCAUGGCCUUGUACCGAAGGAAGAAUUCACUUGCGCUUGGAAUUCUGAUGGGUAAAACGAGUUGGAAGAUGGACAGUUUUGUCGUCGGAAGGCCCAAUGACGUCAUCGGUGAUGGUGUAGUAGGGGGCAAGCUCAAAAUCACCGUACCACAAAGUUAUUUGAUGUGUUAAGUGUCUAUUUGAAACUGGAGUCAGCGCCCUGGCAAACUAACACGUACCAUCCUACGCAACCUAUACAAUGCCAAACGUAUCAAAAUUGCCUGUAGUGAAGGAGGGAAGCAACAGUUUGUUGUUUCCGAAUGUCACUGAUCACACAUCUCCCCAUAUCUGUCGCUUCUGAACGUAGCGUAAAGCAUGCAAUAGAACUAUAAGUCUCAAAAUCAUACCCCUACUACUGUCGUAGUACAACCUCGUCCGCAUAAACUCCGACCGCGAUCAGAUCCCAAAUGGAACACUUUGUCAAAACCAGAUCCGUAGAAGGUAUACUCCUCUGGGGAAAUUCCCACGAAAGAAUGCCAACGUGUUUUUAUAGAAAUUUUACCCCAGCACCAACAUACCCGUUGUCAUAGUAACGCCCGGGCAUCUACUGAAUCUUACGACAGACUGGAGUUUUCUCGUACGCUUCCAUUCGUUUUUAACCUACAUGUAUACUGAGGGAUAGCUGGAAUGUAAGCUAGUUCCGCAUUUCCUAUAAUUUUGAAAGGGGAAUCUCAAGCGAACUCACAAAAUUGAAUACCAAAUAUUUAGUAACACACAAAACAAAAAAAGAACUCACAAUACUUACAAGGGUAAAGAAACACAGGACAAAUAAGGUAACCACUGCUCUCGUUCAAGAUGUAGUAGCCAAUUAGACUUUAUAUAGCUGCUGACUCUCGUCGGUGUUGUACAAGCAUAUUAGGAAAACAAAGCGCAAAGGAAAAAGCAAAUCUUAUAUCAAUGUUACUACUAUAUUAUAUUUACCACUACCGAAUUACACACCCAACUGUCGUCGUUGGUUCACUCGGAUGCAUUCGUCCAUCGAGCGGGAUAUUAGCAUGAGGCCGGAGGUUUUACGACCGGUUCCUACAAGUGGCUAGCCAGAAUUUCGACCUGGAACGCCGGAAAUGCGAUUCUUUGCUUGCGAACGGAUGGAAAUAAUGUAUAACGUGCAACUAAUAAACAGUGGACUAUUUAACUGUGUCGU